Staurois parvus is the source of this 471-nucleotide messenger RNA. The record is from the annotation of a GenBank genome assembly. Lineage: Eukaryota; Metazoa; Chordata; Amphibia; Anura; Ranidae.
CAGGGGCGGACUGACAACACAUGGGGCCCCCGGGCAAUAGGGGAUCAUGGGGCCCCUGUGUCCUUGCUCAAACUCAAAAAAGCCUAUGAAAAAGGUACCAGGGGCAUCUCAUGGGGCCCCCUAUUCCUCCCACUGACACUAAUGAUAGGGCACUAUUCCUCCCACACUGACAGCAAUGAUGGGGCACUAUUCCUCCCACUGACACCAAAUGAUGGGGCACUAUUCCUCCCACUGACACCAGUGUAAUGAUGGGGCACCAUUGUUGGUGUCAGUGGGAGGAAUAGUGCCCCAUCAUUGGUGUCAGUGAGAGGAAUAGUGCCCCACUGUUGUCAAUGGGAGAAAUAGUGCCCCCUCAUUGGGUGUCACUGACACCAAUGCCCCAUCAUGGGUGUCAGUGGGAGGAAUAGUGCCCCAUCAUGGGUGUCAGUGGGAGGAAUAGUGCCCCAUCAUGGGUGUCAGUGGGAGGAAUAG